UUACACACCAGUGAAGGUGCUAAAGUGAUUGUGCACAAGAUCGCGCAGGAACUACAGGAUGUUGCGGCAAACAAAGGCGUUAGCCUACAACGACCGUUCGAAACAAAGGCAGUCGCUGACAACGCAAAAGGUAUGUCUGAUCAAUUAAUUGAUGACGCCAAAGUCAUUAUACACCACAUACAACUCGAUUCAACAUCCCCCAUCAAUUAUCGUGUCGAAUCGCCCGAUGCUCUUAGUCCCACAGCACAACUGGGUAGGUCUAAACAAUCCAUACUUAAUAAGAGUAUCGUACAAAUUCAAGAGAUCAGCGACGAAAGCUCCAGCGAGUACAAUGACAAUCCACCAGUGAUUAGCGAAGCCGAGUCGGAGACAGAAUCAACAGCGGGCGCUUGCGCACUCGACUAUGCGCAGACUGUGCGUACGCUGUCGCCCGAUUCCGAAGAUAACUACGAGUUCGUACAUAGAUCAACCGCCGCUCCCAGUCAAGAGCCGCAGCAAGAUCUGAAGCAACGGCGCGCACAAAAACGCGUCGCGCUGGAAACACAUUUCCUGCCGCAGCUGUUAAGUCCACGCUAUCUGGAUAGCAUUCUAGAGGAGAAUAGUGAUAUGAGUGACGCACGCAGUGAUUGUUCCGAAAAUCCCCUAAUGACCACACUAUCCGGUGAUGAUUUGCGUGACCAAGCUGCGGCGAAAGUGCGCAAAGCAAAUGAGAUAUUUCCGCGCAGCAAUUUGGACUUUUCGCGACGUCAUGCGAAAAAACAGCUUGGCGCGUUGCCAAAAAAGCCAUUACCCAUACGCGAGGAGCCUGUUGCCAUGGUAGUUGCUGCCAAACUAAUUGAAGCAACAACACCAGCACAGGAAUGUUGCGUACGCUUGUCCAGCGAGCACACGCCCGAAUCGGAAGCAGCAGAAGUGAUCUACUUGAGUAGUUCGGCAUCGAGCAGCCUGUCCGAUCUGGUGGAACUUGACGCGGAGGCAGGUGGGGGAGAGGGCGAUGAUGAGCGGGACGAUAGCUGUCGCUCAACAGUCGAUCUCGACACGGACGUGCGGGAAAUCAUAACAAAACCUGGCAGCGAGGAGCGCGCGGCUGCCGCAACCAACCAAAGUGAUAGUCGCGAGAGUACACCUGUUAAUCAGGCAUCAACAAGGCUGUCAGAAAAAAUAAAAGAAACGCAUAAAUUGCUUGCAAAUAACAAUACAAGUGUAGAACAAACAACAAAAACUGCUAUUGACACAAAUAUUGACGCUGGCACAGUGAACGCCACAAUCACUAAUCCCAUUGAAAGCAAAAUAUAUGAGAAUUUGAAAAGCUUGCAAUUGCUAGCAGAGCCAAGUGGUGAGCGCGCGCUCUCCUCCGGUAGUGGCGCAACAACAACUACAACGUCAUAUCGCACGGCGGCAGCCACUACCAGCGAGUCAGAGACAGAGACCGAGAUGAGCUCAGAUACAACAACGGAGAGGUGUGAAUAUUUGCGCAGCUCGGACACUGGCGGCAGCGGCAGUGGCGGCAGCAGCAGCAGCCUCAACAGCAGCAGCAUUGAAAUGAAAUACCCGCCGGCCACAAUUGCGACUAGUGAUAGUUUAAACGUUGACCCAGCAGUGCUGCUUGAAAAUAUUGAAUUGGAAAUGAAUAGCGUGCGCGAAAUUCUAAACUCGCAUACGAUCGAGACAACGGCGGCUACGUCGUGCGGGAACGGGAAUUUCGACAAUGCGCGUUCGAGUGAAUUAAAUACUGAUCAUUUUAAUACUGCAAAGAAAGCCUCGCCCUCGCCCUCACCUCCGCCCAUACCGCCACCACCCACCAGUGCUAGUGCUAGUGAUUAUCAUAGUGAUUUUACAGGUUUACAAACACAGCCACCCGCCACAGUGAUCUCAGCACCACCACCAAUUCCUGCGCGCGCCCCCCACGACUCCACCUACGUUGAAACAUACACACCCGAACAAAAGAGUCCACAGCCAACCAGUUCACUGUAUACCACUAAUUCUGCUUUGACCUCACUAUCCUUGCUUAGGCGCCAGGAAUCCGCCGAAUCCCAUUGCUCCGACAGUACCCAACACAGUCAAUGCACGGCCAUCAAUGUUGGCUCACGCCCACACACCGAUCAUGAGCUGACGCCACCAUUGACGGCAACCUCCCCCAUUUCAGAUUAUCAGCAAGAACAACAGCAACCCCACCAGUACAACAACUGGAACGAUGCAAGGGACGAAUGCACGACUCCCACAGCAACUUCAAAUGCAACGAGCGCCCAAAAUGAUGCAUCUAUUAAAAAGCUUCGUCUGCUUUGCACCGAAACAUUGGCAUCCAUGCCGUAUGGCGAACAAGUGUUAGAAGAACUGGCCACAGUAGCGCAGAAUAUAGGUGAAUUGCAAGCGAAAACGCCCACCCAUCACGCGGAGGAGAAGAAUUUCGCAGCGACAGAAAAUACAGACGGCACCACCAUGCCAUACCCGUUACCCCAGUUACCGCACAUAAGUGAAUUGCAAAUGUCGAUCGCUGACGAUCAGCCACCGCAUGCUAGUGACCCCCAAUCAAAGCUUUCAUCGACCACCUCCACAACAACUACCCACACAGUGGCUAUUAAACAGCUCGGCGAUCCAGAACGCAUGCCGCGUGAUCUCACCACUGCAAAUAUGUUGCAUUCUCCUUCGCCGCCACCAGUGCCCGCGCCACCCUCGCACUACAACGAUGCGCCGUGGCUAGGCGUACCAACCGCUGCCGACCCCAAUGUACUGGUAUGCCUAUCGCCUGCUCAACGUCAGCAGCUGGCGACCGAUUCCUCGCAGCAGCCCGACCAACUUCUGGAUGCACAUCAGAAGUUUCUGGAGCGACGUGGCUAUCACGAAUACACCGAAGAACAGGUGAAAACACUCAAUGCCGCGCUGCAGCAGGAGGAGCAGCAGAUAUUGAAAACAGCGGCGUAUAUGAAGAAAUUACGUAAGAGCCUGACACCACCACCGCCGCCCGUGCCGCCACCACCAGUGCCAUCGAAGAGCUCCGAAACAGCGGCGAAAGCACAAAAUCAAGUAAGAACAGCCUCAACAAGCUCGUCGUCAGUCGGGUCGAGUGCGAUGAUCAGCAGCCAGCAGCAACGCGUUUAUGACGCAACAAAUUAUAGAAAUGCUAAUGAGCAAACAGCGUCCACUUUCGCAAAUGGAGAAGAGCCACAGCAGCAGAACCAAGCGUACCAGUCACAACAAAAUCAUUUGCAAAUGCUAAUAGAAAAAACUGGCAAACCAGCUGAUGCUGAUGCUGUUGCUGUUUCCGUCGCUGGCUCAUCAUCGCAGCAGCAACAAAAGACAUCAUCGCUUGAAAAUAACUCAAGGCAAUCGAGUGACGCUGCUUAUGCUACUGGCGCACAGGGUGGCGAACCAGCUUUCGAAGGAAAGCAACCAGCCACCAGCGCCGAUACACGCCAGUAUUCAAACGCAAACGCGUCCGAACCAACCAGCAAUAGAGCUACGUCCGAUUUGUACGGUGGUAAUAAUUACGUAAAUAUUAGCUUCCCUCCAUCAGACGCAGGCAAAAUGCACGGUGUCGAGAGUGAAUUGGCCAAAAUGUUCCCAUCCAUGGGCGCAAGCAAUAUCUUCGAUAGCAAUCGCAAACGCUUCUCGAAUAUCGAGUCAUCAACAGCAUCGUCGGGUGGCCCUUACUGCGCCCAACUCCAGAGUACGCUACCGAAAAGGUACUCCAAUAUCGAGACGCACUCAUACGAAGCGAAGAAGCGCAUGGAGAAUGGAGAGGUAGUUUAUGAUUAUACCGAUUCGCAUCAUGAGCGGCAGACUGAUGGCGAUAAGUCAUUGGAUAGCACGUCCACACCAUCGCUGCUGCAUUUCCCCGUAAGGGAGCCAUCGAAAGAGUUAUUACAAUAUCCCGUGGAUGGCGAUGGCAUGUCAAGCAGGAGCGUAAAUAGUGAAAUUAUGUCAGCAAUAAAAUUAAACACAACAGAAAAUGCCAAAACAACCGAACACGAUGCCAAAGCAGAAAGAAAAGAACAAGCAAACAGCAUGAGAAUGACCAAUUUCACCAACCCCGGCGCCACCACAUCCGCAACCACCACUUCUUCUUCAACAACAUCCCACUUCGCCAAUCGUUCGUUUGGCACAGCAGCGGAGACCACAAUAAGAGAAGAAGACAUUAAAAAUAGCAAAGAGAACGGUGGCACAGUGCAGCCACUUACAAGUGGUGGUGCGGGCAAUGGCAGUGUCAGCGGCAUCAGCACCGCUUAUGAAGAAUUUAGGCAACGUGCCAAGGCAGCAGCGGACGCAUUCGGUGCUCUCGGCGAGACACCAGCCACCGCACCACCGCUCGGCACAAGCAAUACCAAGAAUUCCGCUUUCAAUUUCCAACAUGACAGACUAUUCAAGGACUUUGAUGCGCUGUCGCAACAAUUGAACAUGGAGCUCGAAGAGGGGAAGGCGCAACGCCAACAGCGCGAAAAAUCUGCAUCACUUUACGACCUCAGUCGCACGCAGUGGAAUUUCAAGGACCAUUUCGAUCAGCUGAAGAAACAGCGGCACGAACAUAUGCAAGAAUUAGAGCGCGAAAUUGAGCGUUCAGCGCGCUCCCGCCACUCAAAAGGCCAAGUUUCAACUGGCGCGCCUGCGGGCGUACGAACUUUUGAAAUACCUAUACGCAUCGAAGAUCGCAAUGGCAAAAACCACCACGGCGCCAGCGAUAGGAGCUCAGCGCCCCGUGAGCUAACGCAACCACGCUCCUACAACAUACCCAUUGUAAUGGAGAAUGGCGCAGCGCCUAAGGUGCCGCCGCCUCCAUCCCCGUCAGCACAAUAUGAUACCGUAGACGAUGCCUCACGCUUCAGGCGCGCUGAAUCUAUGUUCAAUCUAUCCGAGAACACCGCGCGUCCGCAGCCGCAAGCACACCAACAACAACCGUUUACCAGCUACGAGCGUCCGCAAUCCUCCGCCGCUGACGAUUGGUCGCGCUAUGCCAGCGACUUCGGCUCAUCGGAGAAUAUCACGCGACCAUUCGCGCGCGAGGUGGAGAUCUGCUAUCAGCGUCAGAGACCACGCACAAUACGUGCACCAAGGCUUUCCGCAUCCACCAACGAUCUCUCGUCCAACUCGCAGUGCUACGACAGCUACAAUGCUUACAAUGUGCGGCGUUCACAUGCACCAAUGUUGCAACCUGUGGCACAUCAGCAACGCCCACAGCAUCACGCCAGCUGCUACUCGGUGCUCGAACGCGACCCCAAUCCCACUUACAUUAGCACCACUACGCGCCGCGGCGUCUCACCCGCACCAGUAUCGCCCGCGGCGCAGCCAGGCGCACAGGAGCCGCUGUAUAGUCCACAUGCGCCAGAGCGACAGCGUCGUGCCUCAUUGCCACGUGAAAUACAAGAGCAGCAGCUCAAAUAUAUCAGCAGCAAGGAAGAGGAGUUGCGCAUGGAAUUCGAACGUUUGCAAAAUGAACGCCGUCGGCUGCUUGAUGAGUUGAAUACGCCACCAGUGACGCUGCAGAUGCCACAACAUCCCAUGCGCGACAUCUACCGACCGAUGCCAAAGUUGCCCACACUCACCGAGGAUGAAGUGUUCCGCCAACAAAUGGCCGAAGAGUGGCUGAGCAAGGUGGCUGAACGCGAGGAGCGCCGCUUGCAAAAGAUAAUCAAAAUUUCGAAAGUGAAUGAGACACAACAAGGACACCAACCACCGGUGCCACCUCAUCAAAAAACCGAUAUCAGCGAUGAGUUUCUCAAACGCGUGCAAGAACGACGCACCAAGCUUGCAAUGCCGGCCGAUAGCGAUUGGGAGAGUGGCGCCGAAUCGCAACCCGCUGCGGCUGGACACGCCAGCGAAAGUGAUGCGGAAGUGCCGCCUGUAAAGGUGCUCGAGGGCAAAUCCGAAACAGAUUUGCGGCAGUUGCCACGCCAUUUACGUGAAUUUGCGCGGUUCUCCAAUCACAAUGAAGAGAAGAUCGACGGUGGGCAUAGGGUGGUGCAUCAGGAGGAGGAGCGCAGGCAAGAGGCGAAUGCAAAUUCUAUGAGUAGUGCAGUGAAGAAAUCGUCUAUGGUGAAAACUGUGAAGAUUGCCAGACAACCGGAAAUCGUGGGCCAGGCGAGCCAAAGGUUGCCGGCCAGCGUUCAACAGCGCCAACAACAACAGCAGCGGCAACAAGAAGGGCACAGCCGAACUACUAGCGGCAGCGAACAGGCUCGUCCACAAUUGAAAUCAACCGGAUAUCAAUCAGAGCCCGAGCCCAAUUACGAUUCCGACUACUCUACAGUAAAGUAUCGAACAUUAGAUCGACGACGUUUACAAUCGGUCUCAUCGGCCACGAACGUUGCGAAUCGCAGUACGAAUUCGUACCAGGACGAUAAAUUAUAUGGUACUAUGCCAAAUCCGAUUAAAUCGGCACCAAGCACAUAUAAAAAUCAACCUGGUCGCAUUGAAGACUACGUAACAGGACGUUCGUCCGUGUCCGAAAAGGAACGCAAAGAGUGGUGGGACGAAGUGAUGGACAUCUUUAAUGGGCACCUGGAUCAAGCCAAGCUCUCGCCACACUACACUGAAGGAAAUCUUUCCAGAGCCCUAGCCAAAGAGUCUGGUUACACGAGUGAUUCGAAUCUGGUAUUCCGCAAGCGCGAAGCACCACAAGCCAGUCCACUUAGCCCAGUCGAGCAAAAGCAAGCCUAUAAGAGCGUACAAGCGGGCGGCGAACCACCAUUAUUUGGUUUUAGAAAGCCAGCACCAGAAAGACCUAGAGAUGACGGUAAUGAGCCACCAGUGCCACCAAAACCGAGAGAUUAUCGCGCAGAAUCUCCGAAUCGUUAUCUUGAAUCGGAUGUAAAUAUCCAUUUCAAGACACCAAUACGUCAUGAAUACAAACAGGCCAUGUCGGAUGAGGAAUUAGCACAACGACAGGCUGAACAAAUGCAAAAGCUUUAUCAGGAGGAACGUCGACGCAAGUACUUACAGGAAUUGCAGGACAUGAAUGCGCGCCGUCACACUGACAAUUUUACACCAACACAAAAAUCACCAAUACCAUUGAAUCGGUAUGAUGACUUCCAAUCGGAUUUGGCACCCAAAUCGCCAAAUACGAUAACAACACGUACGGCAGCGCGUGCGCUCUACAACUUCCAAGGACAAAAUGCAAGGGAGCUCUCGUUUAAGAAAGGCGAUAUUAUCUACAUUCGCCGACAGAUUGAUCGUAACUGGUACGAAGGUGAACACAAUGCCAUGAUUGGUCUGCUACCAGUGAGUUACGUUGAGAUCGUAAACAAAGAGAGCGCCCGUUUACAACCAAAGAAACCAUCAGAGGGACAAGCGCGUGCGAAAUACAACUUCCAGGCACAAUCUGGCAUAGAAUUGUCGCUAAAUAAGGGCGAAUUGGUCACACUCACCAGACGUGUGGAUGAGAAUUGGUUCGAGGGUAAAAUAGCCAAUAGAAAAGGUAUCUUCCCAGUGUCAUAUGUGGAGGUUCUCACCGAUAUCGGUGCCGAAGAUAUUGCCGCACGCACCGUUAUCAGCGAACAUGCGAGCGUCACGAAUUUACGCCCCUCACUUGACACGCUACGCACAAAUAUUAAUAAUGAAUUCAAUUUAAUAACCAAAAAUGGCCAUCAGCCACCAAAUGGCAUACUCAAGGAAACCAAACAACAUCACAACAAUAAAAUUGAUGCACUGCACGUGGAUACGCAUUCAGAGCCGUUAGUCUAUCGCGCACUCUACAAGUACCGCCCGCAGAAUUCCGAUGAAAUGGAGCUGCUCGAGGGUGAUAUCGUUCAUGUGUUGGAGAUAUGCGACGAUGGCUGGUUUGUGGGCACCUCACAGCGCACUGGCUGCUUUGGCACCUUCCCCGGCAACUAUGUGGAGCGUGUGCUCUGAAAGAGUGUCUUCCGCGGCACGCCAAUAAGCGUUGAUAAUGCAUUCUACCAAAAUACACACACACACACACACAAUCACAAUAUUAAUAAAAAAAAAAUACUUAGUUGAAUGAACAAAUUGAAGAAAAAGCAAUCAAAGAAUAAAUUAUGUUAAACAAAAACAAACAAAAAAACACACCAGCAGCUGCAAUAUGUAUUGAAAAAAGCCACCUAAUAUUAAUUAUAUUUAAUUUUUGUUGUUAUAUUUUAUUUUAUUUGCCGACUUAUGUAAUUUUAAUUAAAAAUUAAACAAAAAAAUAUAUAUAUUUAUUUACAUACUUAUAUUCAUGUUGAAAAGUAUAACUCUACGUAAAACAUAUAUUAAAUUAUAUUAACCACAAAGUUUAAAUUUGAAGCAUAAAACAAAAAAUAUUUGCAAGAAGCAUUAAGUGGUGUGGAGGAGCGUGCUUGCGUAAGCCUCAGGCAACAACAACAGCGGCAGCAAAAAAAACCAAAAGGUAGAUGCGGCGACGCACUAGCCUCCCUCCACCUGCAACGUUUACUAAUAAAACUAGUCAAAGCUAUUUCCAAAAAAAAAAAACAUUAAUUAAUUAAUUAAACAUUUGCACAAGUUGAAGAAGAAGAAAAAGGAGAAGCUAAAGCUGAAGCGAUAUUCAAACAAAAAUAGCAAUGAAAAUGUUUAAUUUGAAAGUAAUUGCAAUUUCAAAUGAUAUUCAACUGAUAUUAAAAUGUCCUUGCGUCACGUACACACACACACACACACACAUACAUACAUCAGUUAAUAAACAAAGACCCUUGGUUUGUUUUACAUACCAUCAACAAAACCUACCAAAAUGUGCCUUCCCAUCCAUGUUGCCUUCAUGAAAAAAAAAAAUAAAAUAAAAUAAAA
Messenger RNA from Rhagoletis pomonella (apple maggot), 8730 nucleotides. It is a transcript of the gene CAP, whose product is annotated as sorbin and SH3 domain-containing protein 2. NCBI's taxonomy places the organism in Eukaryota, Metazoa, Arthropoda, Insecta, Diptera, Tephritidae. Gene Ontology annotation, molecular function: protein binding. The transcript is spliced from 12 exons. The coding region runs from base 133 to 7842 and encodes 2569 amino acids. The record is from RefSeq and is a predicted model, not a curated record.